Molecule: messenger RNA, 2751 nt
Organism: Eufriesea mexicana
Lineage: Eukaryota; Metazoa; Arthropoda; Insecta; Hymenoptera; Apidae
Product: cyclin-dependent kinase 12
Exons: 5
Coding region: 176-2614 (812 amino acids)
Biological process (GO): actin filament polymerization
Cellular component (GO): actin filament
Source: RefSeq, a predicted model, not a curated record
ACGAAACCAGUGUGAAUACGCGUGAUUCUCAACGUGCAAAAUAAUUUCUUUCUUUAAAAAGACUUCUCGUAAAACAUUUUCCACUUUCAAAAUGUUGAUACCUACUUAAUUAAUAAUCUAUGGGUUCUGCAAGACUUGUAUAAACAUUGAGCAAACCACAUGGAACGAAAUCAUAAUGGCAAAGUGGAAAGGCUACAAACGAUCUCGACGCAAACAACUACAUCAAUCUCAAGAAACAUUAUUACAAAAAUCAGAUACUUCUGACGAGAUUGAUAACGUAAGGAACGAAUAUACUCCAUUCAAGAAGGAAACGCUGUCUUCUGAACGGCUGUUGCAACAACGAUCUCCAGAAUCUAUACUCUUCGAAUCAGAUCAACUGGAUUUAUCAUACUGCGACGAUUUAAGUCCAGAAAUUGUGCCCCGACAUCGUCGAAUGAGAUUGCAUUUAAAUGGCUCAGAUAAAAGUGAGAAAGAAAAGGAAAGAAGUAGCGAAAACAGUCCAGAUCUGAUCGAAAUCAAACAGGUAAACGACGAGGCUAGAGAAAAAUGUUUUUCAUUGGACAAGACUUUGUCGAUGAACGACGAAAUAAAAUUAGAAAUGAACGAACAGGAAGAGAAAUCAUUUUCAAGGACUAGACUCGAUAUUUAUACUUGCGACACUGAACUUCAUCCUUCUAAAUCAGUUUAUAAUUUCCCCUCUGGUUACUCCUCGGAUCCAACGCAAUUUACUAAUUUUAAUUCGGAAUCAGAGUCUCAGAGUCAAGGAUUCCAUAAUUUUCUCGAUGAAUUUCAAUCGACUGCCUCGGUUGGCGAGUCUACAAGUCGAAACGAAGGAAAGUGGAGUGGGCAAGAUCAGGAUACGAGGUUUGAAAUAAUUAACGAAAAGAAUUUGCAGUCUUCAGGAGGAAGUCGAUUGGCUAACAAUUGGAACGAAUGUAGAAGAAUUUUCUCAAAUUUACGAAAAUUAAACGGCUUUAAGUGGGCUAGAAAUCACGAGUACAAUGGCCAUAAUGGACCAAAGUACAAGAAAUUCGAUCAGACACGACGAUCCAACACGAUUUCUUAUUACGCACCUUCGGAAGAAAAUUUCAACGAACGUACCAAUAAACGUCCUUUCGUUGAGAGUGACAAGGACGAUAACAAAGAAGAACAAGAUUACAGAGAAAUAAAAUGUAACAGAGCUCAUUCUAUCACUCCUUGCAGUGGUUCACCACCUCCGGCUAAAAGAUGUCGGACCACGUUGAAAUUUGACGAUGUGGAGGAAGUGGAAAGGCCACAGGUACCUGUUGCUUCUGUUAAGAUCACCGAUUUAUUGCCAAUUGAGAAAAAGAACCUGCAGAAUUGCUUUUGUCCGAAUACAACGAUCACGAAGACUCCAUGGAGUAGUAGUACUUCCGAAUCCCGAACCACUUCGAGUUUAGAUCUUCCAGUUAUGACUGAUUCUGGUGGCUGCAGCGGAUGUCUUCAACAACCUCUCGCAGCAGUUGAAUUUGGUAACAAAUGCACAUGUGGCAACUUCCAGCGGAAGAGGAAAUUUCAAAAAUUACUAUUCGUCAAGAAGCCCAUCGCUAAAGUCAUUUUCUUCUGUUUCUGGGUGAUAAAGAGAAUGUCCAUCACGCUGAAAGAGAAUUAUCGGAGCUUUAAACGUACUAUUUCUACCACCUCAUCAACGAGGCGUCAAAUAGAAGAGCUCAAUCGGAUCAUAAUCACGUUACGUUCAGAGAAUGAGCAGAUGAUGAACAUACUCGUGGAGAAAGUCACCCAUUUAUCGGAACAGAUUACACAGGUGCGUAUAAGUAACGCAACUGCGCUCGAUGCUUUAACCACGGAGAUCAGUGGCAUGCAGAAGGUGAGCGAGAAGUUGGCCGGAAGUAACGAGAUGCUGAUGCAGGAGUUGAAGAAGUUGCAGCAAAUUCUAGACGGUUGGCAGUCAAAGUCCCCGAUGAAAUCAUUGCCUCCACCGCCCCCGAUGCCGUCAAUUUUAGUAUCAUCAGUCACGUCAUCUGGUGAUCUUCCUCCACCUCCACCACCACCACCACCACCUCCUCCUCCACCUCCACCUCCGCCUCCGCCUCCACCACCUCCACCAUUUCCAUCGUUGCAGUCACCGGUGCAGCCGAUGACACCCACUACCCCAAACAGCAGCAGAAGCGUUAGAACACCCUCGAGAAAGUGCUCGACGCCGCUGUUUAAUAGGCCGGCUAUAACCGUCGAGGAUUUGCUGAAGGUGACCCUAAAAAAAGCACCGCAGAACGUUAAGGAGACUAGAAGGAACACCAUACCAGGACCAAAGGGACCAGUGGUUUCCUUAGAUAUGCUGCGUAGCGUAAAAUUAAAGUCUGCCAGGCGCAGAACGAGCGAAAUCGCGAGAUCUCCGAGGAGCGGUCGAAUGAUCAAAUCGCGGACUGCACCGAGCCUCAGUUUAUCUCCGAUUAUGACCGGCACGGACAACACGCUGGGACGAAUUUUAAAACAGGUGGACAUGAGCAGACGCAGACCAAGGCGUCUGUUAUCGAAUACGUCGAAUUUUCGUGAGAACGUUAUCGGGAAAGAUAAUCAGUCGCAGAGUAUGGGCACGAAAGGCAAUACUAGUACGCAAUCCGCGAUUGCGUAAACGCAUUACUAGGCACAGACAGUCGUGGAUUGAAGUAAUUUUAUGUGAUCGAUAUUGGAACAUACAUACAUAUAAUUGUAGAAGAUUAAGUUAUUGCAUAAUUAACGAGAAAAAGAAAAAAAAAGAAGAAACAAUAG